AUGGUUGAGUUCGGAUUCGACUGGGACGUCGCAGGCUACCAGCAGAUGUGUGCAGCCCUCGCACGGUAUCGGGACGACGCUGUCGUUCACUAUGCGCUGGCCAGCGUGGAGAGGAUCUUCUCUUGGCCAAGCGGCACGCUCUUCUCUGGCGAAGGGGAGUACGAGGCGGCACCGGCAACAAACGCAGCUGCAGCGGUGUGCAUGCGAGGCUCGACGGUGCGGGUGCUGGUGAGGCACGCCCUGAACAAGACUGAGAUCUGCAUCGCCGUGGCGGCCACGUCAACCAUGCGCGACGUGCGGCAGGCCGUCGCGUGCCAGCUCGGGCGCAGCGACGUGGUCGAGGCCGGGAGGCUGGUGCGGCCCACGGGGCGGGCGUUCGUGUCCUACCGGGACGGCGAGCCCCUGGGCAGGCGGCGCAGGCUCCUCUUCCUGGGCCCAGACCUCGCGGCCGCACGGCCGCCGGCCGUGGCGGUGCUGCCUCUCCAGAGGGCCCAGCACCUCAUGCAAGAGCUCGCCAGGAUCUGCAGCGGGGCCGACUUCCAGAGACAGGUGGACGCCGCUCACCGCAGCAGGCGCGACGAGCCCACGAUCAAGAAGAUCAAGGGCUUUCUGUUCGUUGCGGAGUGCGGGAAGGCUCUUGAGAGCGUUGGCAUCUCGGGAGACCGGGCCGGCUUUUGCCUCAUGUUCGGCGCGGUCUACGAGCUGCGCUCAGACCCGCAGGUUGCCAGCCUGGCGCGCGAGGUCGAGGGCUCCCUCCGUGUGAAGCCGGGGUCCUGGCUCUGCUUCCCAGAGGCCGAGGGCUCCGAGAGCAGGGAGCUCCUGGCGCAAGAAGCGCUGGUGCUCGCCCGCGGCACCAGUGCCUGGAGCGACCCUCCCUCGACGCGCUCGCGGGCCCGCGCGAGGGACCCCGGCCGCAGGUGCGGGCCGGGCGACGCUGUGGCAGACGGCCCGCGCGUCCUCGCCGGGCCGCCGCAGCGCUCGGCCAGAGCGGUCGACCGCGAGGGCGCGCGGACGUCGCCGCGGGGCGGCACGGCGCGCCCCGCGGGCGCCGGAGCCGUCGCCGCGGAGCACAUGGCCCGGGCGGAGGCCAGGCGGCCGGGGGAGGCCGGGCCGGAGCGGAGGUCGGCGCGCCCCCGGGUGGAGGCCGGCGGUGGGCCGGGCGAGCCGCAGGCUGCCUCGUCGAGGGCGGUCGGCGGCGCGCUCGACGGUCGCAGCCAGCGAGCAGACGAGCGGGGCAGGCACGACUGUGCCGACUCGCCUGUCGGCCGGGGUGGUGCCACGGGCGUGGGCUCGGACGGGGAAGGGUUCGAACGCAUCCUGAGCGGCAGCGCAGACAGCAUCGACAGCAGCGGUGCUGGUCGUAAGGGGCACCGCGCCGGGCACGAUGUUCCUCUCUGGGAGGGGUUCGCGCCGGUGGAGCGUUUGCCGCGAGCUCGGGAGCGGGCACUACAAGGGUGGCUGCUUCUGUCCGAGGAUGCCCAGGACGCGGUCCCUCAAGCUGACAGCGGCAGUGGCAGCAGAGCCGCGUCGGAGAGCACGGACUCAGAUUUGGAGGAGGCCUCGCGGGUUAUCCAGGAGGUCGCGCAGAUGGUCGCGGACGCCCAGAAGGCGGGCUCGGCAACGUACUGGAUGAGGCAGAGCACCGGACUGCAGAGGACAAUCUCCAUGGAGUACCACGAGGAGUCCAUGCGGCUCUUCGGGCAGGAGUACGGUAGUAAUGAUUCCAGGUUCAGGUUCGGGCCCGCGUCGGAGAAGACUAACCAACAGAACAAGACCGAUGGGCUCGCGUCGUUCAUGCUCUCCACCGGCAUCGGUGACCAGAUGGCCCAGGCCCUGGACAGCAUCAACGAGAGCGACCACGAGGUCCGGCUGUCCUCGCUGAAGACCCAGGGGAUGCUGGGCGCGGGAGCGUUUGGGAAGGUGAUCAAGGUGCUGGACGCCAGGACGGCGGAGGUCUACGCCAUGAAGCUGCAGAAGAGGAACAUGACGACCAAGUUCGCCGUCCGGGAGGCGCAGGCCAUGGAGUACUCGCACGCGUUCAUCGUUCGCAUCGUCCACAUAUUUCAGACAAGGACGUUUUAUGGUAUUCUCAUGGAGUGCUGCGAGAGGAAUCUAAACAAGUGCAUCCUCGACUACGCAGACAGCAGCGGCUACGCCAACGGGCUGCCUGACGCGAAGACUGCCAAGUACACUUCGUGCGUUGCCCUCGCGUUGGACAGUCUCCACGGCAGGAGGAUCGUCUUCAGGGACCUCAAGCCUGAGAACAUCCUGGUCUCGUCGCAGGAGAAGGGUGACCACGCCAAGCUCACGGACUUCGGGCUGGCGCGGCGUAUAGACCCCCUGCCCGUGAGCCCCUGCACGCCGAUGACUCGGGCUCAGCGUCGGCCGAUCGCGCGGACGCCAGCCCGCGGGGCUGCAUCGACGCCCCAGUCAUGGAGCCGAUCGCCUCGGACUUCCCCAAGGCGUCGCCGGUGUCUGGCACGCUGUCCUUCAUGCCGGAGGAGGUGUGGAGGGAGGCCGAGUUGGAGGAGGAGGACGAGAGCACCGACGAGAGGAAGAGGCGCCUGGAGGCGAGGGACUGGUACGCGCUCGGGUGCUGCCUUGUGCUCAUGCUGCUCGGCGAGCGGGGCAACAGGAGGAUCACCAGCGAUGGGCGCGACGUGCUCCUGCCCCCGCCCACCCAGCAGGAGCUGUGGGUCACGCUGCGCGGCGCGGCCCGGGAGUGCUCCAUCGACGAGGGCGCCUUCAUGCUGGCGUCGUCGCUGACGGCGGCGUGGCGGGAGCGCGGGCAGAUGGAGGACGUGCGCCGCAGUCCCUUCACGAAGGAGGCCAUGUUAGAGAUGGCGGAGGUGGCGAACGAGAGCGAGGAGAACGCCAGGAGGCUCGAAGAGAUGGCGAUGUUUGGCAACCCCGCGACAGCCAGCACUGGCGGAGAGGCCUCGGCGACCACGCUGGACGCCCCCCCGCUGGGCUUUGACUUCUCCUGACCGCGCGCCGCACGACGACGACGACGACGAC
Molecule: messenger RNA, 3018 nt
Organism: Prorocentrum cordatum
Lineage: Eukaryota; Dinophyceae; Prorocentrales; Prorocentraceae
Source: the annotation of a GenBank genome assembly